Molecule: messenger RNA, 479 nt
Organism: Racocetra fulgida
Lineage: Eukaryota; Fungi; Glomeromycota; Glomeromycetes; Diversisporales; Gigasporaceae
Source: the annotation of a GenBank genome assembly
GUUUAGCCAAUUUUUUAAUCAUUGCUAAACGUUCUCGAAAACAUGAAAAUCUUGACAAGCAGCGUGAUAGAGGAUAUAUUGAACAUUUUGAUUGCAAUGCAACAAUUGAUCUUUGUCACACUGUACUUCAUAAGCGUCUCGAUAGAUUCAAUACAUCUAAUGACAUUAAAGCUGAAAUAAAAAAAAAUAUUCAUCAAAUGCCUGCAGAUAUUUUUAGACAAUUAGAACAGCAGCAUCCAAACCUAACUCAAAAACAAGUUCAUGCAUGGUGGACUUAUUUUUUAAAAAAAGAAUAUCUUUGUGACGAUAAUCAAUUAAUUUCUACUAAAAUAUUAGUAGAAGAAAAUGAAUAUAAAGUUACUAAUUCAAUUGAUGACAAUGAUAAUGAAUCAAUGCAAAUAUUUAAGGAAUAUAAGUCUGUGCUUUCUGAUGCACUCAAAAUUGUACAAGAACAAGAAAAUGCUAAUAAUAUUCAAUGA